AUGUGGGACAUUACAGAGCCUUUCAAGUCCUCUCAGACUGAUGAAGCAGUAGAAGGUGAGGAUGCCUUGAUGUAUCUGACAAGGCGUCGCAAGGGGCUGGCAGUGAAUGCGUGUGCCCAUGCCGUCUUCUUCUGCAAACUUCUCCAUGGCCUCAGGCAGAGUGGGACUGAGACGGGUUUGCCGACUUCCUCUGGGGGAAGCCACGGCCUGAAGGUUGGGAUUAUCGGCAGGGGCCACCUUGGGAAGCAGCUGGCCCGAGCACUCCUGACGCUGAGCUGGGCUCCGUGCCCCAGUAUCCCUGUUUCCACCAGAUGCCCUGAGAGCCUGGCAGACCUGCAGAAGCAGUGGCUUGCAUGAUUGUACAACGUUCAGCUGGUGGCCUGGGCAGACGUUGCAUUCCUCUGCUGCCUCCCAUCACAUGUGCUGUCCGCCUGCUCCAUCGUUCAGCCUGCCAUCCAGAAACCCUGCAUUGUGUACAGCCUCGUCACCACCGUCCCUCUCCUCAGGUUGAAGCAACUCCUUUGCUGCAGUGCCAUGGUGAGGCCAUGGUACCAGUGCUCUUUGGAGCCUAUCGAUGAGUGGGGGGCGAAGGGGACGGUCCCAGGGGUGCGGCGAGAGCCUGCUGCUGUGCAGGCAUCGUGCCCCUGCCGUUCCCGGGGGAAAACAAGAGUCAAUGCUGUAUGGCUGGUGGCCAUUUUCUACACAGCCCUGAACAGCAGCACGUGGCAGAGCCUGCCUCACCAGAAGGUGCUGGAAUUACUCGAUGACCUCUGUUUUCCUCCACGUUGCCCCAUCUGUGCAGAGCAGAAAACUUCCUGCCCACGGUUUGUGUGAAGAGGUUUUGCCUCUUCAGUGACUCAAGAGUAAACCAUCCCCUGGUUUGACCUGACAGCUGCACAACUGAGAGAGUCUCCCUUCAGCCAGCUGCUAGAAAAGAGUGAGCUUCUUGUCCAGUGCCACCUUGCUCUGCUAUACCAGCCAUCCUUGGGAGACUGGCCUACAAAGCAAUGUGGGCUGAUCAGCACCAAGACAUCUCUUACUUCAGCUGUAGUGGAGCCUGGAGUGACGUUGGAUGACGAGUCUCCAUUCUCCGCAGCUGCUUCCAACAUUUUCUCAGAAACUCCAGGGGAAACUCCUGACUAUGAUACUAAAUCCUCGUAA
Molecule: messenger RNA, 1161 nt
Organism: Nipponia nippon (crested ibis)
Lineage: Eukaryota; Metazoa; Chordata; Aves; Pelecaniformes; Threskiornithidae
Source: RefSeq, a predicted model, not a curated record